Anolis sagrei ordinatus is the source of this 404-nucleotide messenger RNA. RefSeq names its product thioredoxin-like. Gene Ontology annotation, cellular component: cytosol. Gene Ontology annotation, molecular function: protein-disulfide reductase activity. The record is from RefSeq and is a predicted model, not a curated record. Lineage: Eukaryota; Metazoa; Chordata; Lepidosauria; Squamata; Anolidae.
AUGGAGACACCCGUAAUGCCACAGAAAAUUCACAACAAGAAAGAAUUGGAGAAGUUUUUGAAGAAUGCAGGCUCCCAACUUGUUGUCAUUGACUUUUCCGCCAAAUGGUGUGGGCCUUGCAAAAUGAUUCGUCCCGCCUUUCAUGAGUUAGCUGUUCGGUAUGAACAUGUGCUGUUCUGCAUUGUUGAUAUAGACUUGGCAGAGGGUGUGGCAGACCUUUGCAAUAUCACCGCCGUGCCAACCUUCCAGUUCUUCAUGAAAGGAGAAAAGAUUUUUGAAAUGACUGGUGCUAAUGCAAAAAAACUGGAGAAGAAGAUUAAAGAGCUGAUGUAAUCACUGAAGAAAGCUUCACUGCGAUCUCAUGUUAUUGCCUACAAAUGCCAGUAAAAGAACUUUUCCACAAG